Populus euphratica (Euphrates poplar) is the source of this 1378-nucleotide messenger RNA. Its product is annotated as probable CCR4-associated factor 1 homolog 6. Lineage: Eukaryota; Viridiplantae; Streptophyta; Magnoliopsida; Malpighiales; Salicaceae. The transcript has 2 exons. Gene Ontology annotation, molecular function: poly(A)-specific ribonuclease activity; nucleic acid binding. The record is from RefSeq and is a predicted model, not a curated record. Gene Ontology annotation, cellular component: CCR4-NOT complex. Bases 329 to 1162 code for a protein of 277 amino acids.
UAUUGCACUGUCCUCCCCCACACAGUUCUCUUACUAGACAUCAUAGCGAGUUAACCCGCCUCUCUCUCAUAAAAUCUUUAUCUGGCCUAAAAAUUCUCUCUAAAUCAAACCCAGGAAUCACAAAUCACCACUUCAAGAUCUGUUCUCUACAACCUCUGAUUUCACACAUGAAAGAUCUGGGUUGUUUGUGAAAGGACUGCGUUUUGGGACUGAAUUUAAGCAGGUCCUUUUCAGGUUUUGAGGUUUCGAAGUGUUUAUGUUUGUGUGUUUUUGGGAUCUGGAUUCGUUAAAGUUUGGAACUUUCUAGGAUUUUUUAACUGUUUUUUUAAUGGAAAUGUCAAUUGCACCGCCGAAAGAAGACUCUAUUCAAAUUAGAGAGGUUUGGAAUGAUAAUCUCGAAGAGGAGUUUGCCUUGAUUCGUGAAAUUGUCGAUCAGUUUAAUCACGUAGCUAUGGAUACCGAGUUCCCUGGCGUGGUUUUGCGCCCUGUCGGGAAUUUUAAGAAUAUUAGUGAUUAUAAUUAUCAGACUUUGAAAGAUAAUGUUGACAUGCUGAAAUUGAUCCAAUUGGGUCUAACGUUCUCGGAUGAGAAUGGGAAUUUACCAACUUGUGGGACGGAUAAGUUUUGCAUUUGGCAAUUUAAUUUUCGUGAGUUUAAUGUGACUGAAGACAUCUUUGCCAGUGAUUCAAUUGAAUUGUUGCGCCAAUGUGGGAUUGAUUUUAAGAAGAACAGUGAAAUGGGUAUUGAUGUGAAUCGGUUUGGUGAGCUUCUGAUGUCAUCUGGGAUUGUUUUGAAUGAUGGUGUGAACUGGGUUACUUUUCAUAGUGGAUAUGAUUUUGGGUAUUUGCUCAAGCUUUUGACUUGCAGGAGUUUGCCUGACUCACAAGCAGGAUUCUUUGACUUGAUCAAUAUGUAUUUUCCAAUGGUGUAUGAUAUCAAGCAUUUGAUGAAGUUUUGCAAUAGCCUGCAUGGUGGAUUGAACAAGCUUGCAGAGUUGUUGGAGGUGGAAAGAAUUGGUGUGUGCCAUCAAGCUGGCUCUGAUAGUUUGCUUACAUCAUCCACAUUUAAGAAGUUGAAGGAUAACUUUUUCAGUGGCUCCACUAAGAAGUAUGCUGGUGUUUUGUAUGGUCUUGGUGUCGAGAAUGGACAGAAUACUAAUUGAAGUAAAGAAAAUAAUUGGGCAAAAGAUCGAUCAAUAUUUGUAGACUACGUGUGAGACUUUCUAUUCUCCUUGUAUACUUUGCCAAGAAAGAUUGUUGUUCUAGUGUUGAAUUCUUUCAAUAGCUUCCUUGUAACCGAAACCUUGACUGCUUUGUAGCUUGGUUCUUUGUAAAUUAUUGCAGUUAGUGCUUCUAUAAUAAUCCUAGUUUUUUCACAA